Lycium barbarum (goji berry) is the source of this 1624-nucleotide messenger RNA. RefSeq lists its product as uncharacterized. The transcript is spliced from 4 exons. Gene Ontology annotation, biological process: regulation of DNA-templated transcription. Gene Ontology annotation, cellular component: nucleus. The record is from RefSeq and is a predicted model, not a curated record. Bases 542 to 1438 code for a protein of 298 amino acids. Gene Ontology annotation, molecular function: RNA binding; transcription coregulator activity. Lineage: Eukaryota; Viridiplantae; Streptophyta; Magnoliopsida; Solanales; Solanaceae.
GAGCAGCCAACGCCGCACCUGAGCAGCCUAGUUGUACGCCCCACUGACAGCGGUGGAGAAAAUGGAGGUUCGGACUACGAGCCAGGUGAGGUUCGUCCCGAUGCACCGUCCCCCUAUUCACGUUCAGAUCGAUUCGAUGGUGCUGAGCACUUUGCCUGGUGCAAGAACUUUGGUCUUGAAGAAGGCACAUGGUGGGGUUCUGGUGAGAAAUUUUGUUGGGGUAUUUGGAACAGGAAAGGGUAUAUGUCAUUUAUCAUAUUUUAAGGACUUUUGCAUGAGCUGUAAACUCUUUGUACCGUGUUGUGUUUCAUGGGAUGCUCUAUUGAUAGCGCGCUUGUAUGGAUUGGUAUAAUUAUCUCUUUGAAGGAAAUUGAGAAUGUUACAUGAGGUAUCUGAGAGACCUGAUCCAUCACUGUAUGGUUACUGUUGUGAAUGAAGUGCCUUUGCUGAUUGUCUUAAGAGUUGUAUUAUUGAGUGGCUGGAAAUGCUGCAGGGGCGGUGAGUGGUAAUUAGUGAAACUUGACAAAGACCCCAACUCCUUAUGAAGCAAGAGAUAUCAUUUGGAUAUAGAGCGCAUGCAGGUUCUGUUUCACCUGUGCGCCAUAGGAAUGCGGAUGAUCGGUAUAGUCCUGAUUUUGAUCAUUCAGGUGGCCCACCACGUAGUCGUGGAUUUGGUCGCAGUAGAGGUCCUGGUAGACAUCGACACUAUUCACCCCCUUAUGGUCGUGGGAGAGAAGCUGGCAGGUUUGUUGGCAGAAGUUAUGAUGGACCUGGCUAUGGUGCAGGGCAAGUUAGAGGUCUUCCUAGAGGUAAUCCAAAUGUUCAGCCAAGAGAUGGUGACUGGAUGUGCACGGAUCCCUUAUGUAACAACUUGAACUUUGCAAGGCGAGAGUACUGUAACAAAUGCAAAAGGCCUCGAUACACAUCUGCUGGGAGUCCUAGGAGGGGUUAUCCUGGCCCCCCUCCCCCUCGUCGCUUUCCUGGGCCCCCAAUCAACCGUUCUCCGGGAAGGUUUGCAAAUGGGUAUAGGUCCCCUCCUCGUGGCUGGGCUAGAGAUGACCCCAGAGAUUUCAGAGCUGGGGGUCCACAUUCCAGAUAUGAAGGGAGAUUUGCAGGUCCGCCAAUCCGUAGAGAUAGGCCUGAUUUUGCUGAUGCUGAUUUUAGGGACCGGAAUAGGUUUGAAAGGCCCCCAGCCCUGGAUUGGGGACUUAGAGAUCGUGGGAGAGAGAGCUAUUUAUGUGAGAGGAAAGGUUAUGAAAGGCGAACACCAUCUCCACCUCAUCCACCAGUACUAUCACCUCGUGGCGAAUGGGACCGUGAUAUCAGGGGAAGAAGCCGUUCUCCAGUGAGAGGUGGCCCACCACCUAAAGACUAUCGUCGUGAUUUAUACAUGGGAAGGGGACGAGAUGAUCGGCGGGUUGGACGAGAUGCAUAUUAGCUGGCGUUGAAAUGAUUAUAUUUGUUGAACUAGAUGUAUGCUACCUGGUUAGCAAAGGUAAAGCGACAGAAAUAUUAUCCAAGCACAUAUCUUCUAUCAAGAAAAGAACCCGUUUAUGUAACCUUUUUUGUGCAGCCAUUUGCAGUUGUUGAACCCAAAGUUUUUGGGGAUCUCCCUUUUUGUUUA